Molecule: messenger RNA, 470 nt
Organism: Trichoderma asperellum CBS 433.97
Lineage: Eukaryota; Fungi; Ascomycota; Sordariomycetes; Hypocreales; Hypocreaceae
Source: RefSeq, a predicted model, not a curated record
CGUUUUUCUGGUUCCUUCUUACUAACCUUAUCAUGCCAGACAAGAUUUCAAAAUCGGUUCAUCCCAAGACCACGCGUCGCAAGUCUUUAUUUAAAUCAGUUAUCGCUGGUGCCAAUAAAAUAGACAAACAUUGUUCUUUCUGUAUUUCCAAAGGUCAUCAGGAAUGUUUAUUAUCUCCUACCAAUUCUUCUCGCUAUUCAGAGUGCGUCAGGUUAAACCAGUCAUAUUGUGAUGUCCGAGGUUUGACUUCGGAGCAAUUGGAGCGUAUUGCUGCACAUCAUUUCCAUUUAGAAAAUGAGCUUGAAGAAGCUGAGGAAGAGCAUCGACGUACCGAUGCAAAGGUCGAGCGUCUUCGUAAGCAGAAGAAAAUGUAGUAUAAAAAGAUAAGACAUGCAGUUUCGCAGGGCAUUACAGACUUAGAGGAAUUGGAUCGUAUUGAGCGUAAAGAGGCAGAGGCCGCUGCUCGUCAG